Messenger RNA from Rhinichthys klamathensis goyatoka, 4239 nucleotides. RefSeq names its product nuclear GTPase SLIP-GC-like. The record is from RefSeq and is a predicted model, not a curated record. Bases 73 to 4023 code for a protein of 1316 amino acids. Gene Ontology annotation, molecular function: GTPase activity. The transcript is spliced from 18 exons. Lineage: Eukaryota; Metazoa; Chordata; Actinopteri; Cypriniformes; Leuciscidae.
ACCCUCUACUUUUUGUUUUGACAGGGAACUUACUGAGCUGAGGAUUUUUGGUCUGUGAGAGCAGAUCUAUCAAUGGCUUCAAAUACCAUAAACUUCAUUACUUGGAAUGUAAAUGGACUUAAGCGACACAGAGAUCAGAAAUUUCAAGAACUACAAAACGUGGAUGUUAUUUUAUUUCAAGAGACGCACAUUGGAGGAGGAGAUGAAAAUAUUGUAGAAGACUUUAAAGAUGAGUGGCAUAUUUUCUACACAAAGUUUACCUCUUCCAGCAAGGGAUCAGCCAUACUAGUGAGGAAAACACUAGAUUUCAAAUACAUAAGUGAUGAAAAAGAUAACAGUGGAGCUUAUGUUGUGUUGAAAUGUAAACUGAAAGGUCAGCCGUACACUCUUGUUAGUGUUUAUAAUCAUCACACAGACACAAAAACCCUUGAUAAACUUUCAAGGUACCUGCAGUCAAUGACCACAGGGCUGCUGGUGAUUGGUGGAGAUUUCAACACAGUUCUCAAUAGAUUUAUUGACAAAAAAUGGAACAAUUUGACAAUCAACAGUUCUCAUAGUAAACUGCUGUUAUUUGUAGAGAAGUUCAUGAAAUCUCUUCAGCUGGUUGAUGUCUGGAGAAGAAAGAACCCCAUAAAGCAAGAUUAUACGUUCUACAUUAAAGACUCUCCUGUGUCCAGGCUGGAUUACUUCUUUGUUCCAGAAGAAUGUAUGUGGCUUGUCGGAGUUUGUGAAAUAAGAGACUCAGGGAAAAGUGAAAACAAAGACCACCGGCCUGUUUCUUUAGAGAUCAACAUCCCUGCGAUGCCUAUUCAGAAAGAUCCACAGGUACAAACAAUCUUCCAAUGGCUGAAUCUAAAAAAGGAUCUUUUGACAGAUGAGACUGGUUCAUCACUGGGUGAAGAGAGCUCAAAUGCAGUCAGUGAGGUUGACAUUGUGUCAGCUGUACAAUCUCUUCAAGUGUCAGACACACCAAGACCAGAUGGCACCCCAGCAUCCUCCUAUAAAGACAAAAUUCAGGAUCUAAUUUUAUACAUAAAGAUGCUCUAUGACAGAAUCCACAGCGGUGCGUUUAACUGCUCUGAGACACACUUUAAUGAAACUGUGAAGAGUCCACAUGAUGAUAGUCAACACUUUUUUAAUGUCGACUACCUCAUCAUUGCAACUAUUCUAGCAAGACGCCUAGAUGAUGUCAUUGAGUCCCUUCCAAAGGGGCGGAUACAAAGAGAGUCAGCUGCUGUCAUGAUCACUCCCAAAACACAUCAUGCUUUAAUAAGUUUGAGCCAUAUUAAGGAUGAGCUAGAACAGCAAAAACGGUCAAACCCGACUCUGAGCCAGGAUCUUCUCAUUAUAGAAAAUCUCCUCAGUGAUGCAAAAGAACAUUUUUCAGUUGAGAAAUACAAACUGCUACAUCAGGGCUGCCCUUUGACCCCAGGACUCAUAAUGUUGGCUCUAAAAAGCUAUGCCUCACAGUUAUUUGGACAUUUAGAAAAGUCUGGGGUUUUCAUUUUCAAACAAAGUGUGAUAGUUUGCUUUCAACCCGAGGACCUAGAAAUGGUCAAAGCUACUGUGGAGAACAAUACUACUGAAGUAUAUGAAAUAGAGAUAUUAUCCAAAGGAAAUGGUGAACUGCUAAAAUUAAACUGCCUAGGAAUUUAUGCUAAGGAUGAGGACUGGGACAAAGAAUCAGAAGAAAACUGCUCUAAAGCAGAUGAAAUGGAUGAUGGGAGUAAGGUGUAUCAAGAGAGUGAAUAUGAGUCUAAAAUCUCUGAAGAAGAUGAAUCAAUGGAAGUUGAUGUAAGUAGAUCAGCCAUUUCUGGACCACUGAAAGAAGAGAUGGAAACAUUUCAUGGGAUGAAGAAGAAUACACCUCCACUUCUUCCUGUACCAUCACAAUCUUCAUCUUCCUCUGAUGGUACUAAAAGAAAGCGUGAUCAUAAAUCAUCCGACUUGAGUAUAGAGUCACCGCUGACAACAGAUGAGAUCAUGGAGAAGGCGAGGCAAAUUAUGAAUAAAUUUCCCAAAAACGUAGAUCAAAUAGAUAAAGGCAGCAGGAAGAAGGCAACCAUUGGGAUUUUUGGAACAUCAGGAGAAGGGAAGAGCUCCCUAUUAAGUGCAAUAUUGGGGAUAAAGUAUCUACUGCCAUCUGGUUGUUUUGGUGCCUGUACAGCCGUUGUUACUCAGGUGGAAGCCAAUCUGACUGACUCCAACUACACAGCAGAGAUUGAACUCUUCUCUAAAGAGGAGUGGAAGAAAGAGCUCGAAGAUCUUUUCAGAGUUUUGUCAGGUGAAAGUGAGGACAGGAAUGAUGACUUGUUUGAAAUUGCUGUAGAAAAGAUCACUGCACUGUAUGGAGCUGAUGCAGACAGGAAAACAUUAGAAGAGCUCCAGAAUGAUGACAAAUUUGCUGAGAUUGAAAGGUUCACUAAUAAGGAAAGAUGCAGUUUCUCAAAAAGUAAUGUCUCUGAAUUUAUCAAUGAUCUUGCAAGUUACAUACAACACAGCGAGUCAAGUUUCGGUGACUGGUACUGGCCGCUUGUGAAGAGUGUGACGAUCAAGAUUCCAGAUUGUCGUGAACUUCUGGAGCACAUUGUGCUUGUUGAUAUUCCAGGAUCUGGAGACUGCAACAAGAUUAGAGAUGAUCUGUGGAAAUCUAAACUAACAGAAUGCUCUUCUGUGUGGAUUGUAAGUGAUAUCAAGCGAGCAACCACUGACAAAGACCCCUGGGGGAUUUUAAAGCACUGCACUGAAGAACUGGGACCAGGAGGAGAAUGCAAAAGAAUCAACUUUAUCUGUACAAAGACAGAUGAUAUCAAUCCAUCAGCCUAUAUAAGAUGUGAAAGGCUUACCCUAGACCAGAACCAAGAAGACAAGGUACAGAAAAAAGUGUGCAUACUUCAUAGAAAUGACCAUGCCAAGACAAGGGUGAAAGAAAAGUUUGAAAAUUCUGAAAUCAAGAAAAGAUUCAGCAGUGUUUUUCUUCAAGUAUUUACUGUAAGCUCCAAUGCAUUCUUCGACAUCAGUUUCAAUCUGAAAUCUAUCGAAACAGAAAUCCCAAGGCUGCAGGAUGAUCUGAGGAUUCUUAAUAAGAACAUUAACAGAGAGCUGACCAGAGAUUAUGUCAAUGAAGCAAAGGGAGUUUUGUCCUUGAUCCAAAGUGUCCAGCUGGAUUCAGACAAGAAAACGGCUGAAAUGAAAGUCAGUAUCCGCAAAACAAUUGAAGAGAACCUAACGAAGGCACUACAUGAACUGGACAAUCGUUUUGAGACCAUUUAUAAUGAUCUGGAGCAGUGUCUCUCAAAGGGAGUGGAAGAUUCAGUGCAAUCAUGUGUUACUUCCACAAAGGCAUUAAUAGCACCUAAAAAAGAUAGAAGAGGAUUCCAUAAAACCCUUCAAGCUUUGUGUAAGAAUCACGGGUGCUUUAUGCCAAGAAAAAUGGAUCAAGACCUAGAUCUGAAUAAGAAAUUGGUGAAACCCCUGCAUGAAUCCAUUGAUGAAGAUUUCAAUUUGAUAUUUCCUGUGAGUGGAAAAACAGGAAGGUCAGUGCAGGAACAGAUUGACAAAUUCAGUAUCAUCCAGAAUGACUCUGCUAACCCUGGACCUCCCACAUUACGUCACAUUCAGAACUUCAUCAAAAUAGAGGAAACCAAACUGAAGGCAUCGCUAAACAGGGAAAUUGUUGAAAUAAAGAAAGACAUCCAUUUGUCAAUUAAAAAAACUAUUGAGGAUGAAAUGACUUCCUGCUAUGACAAAGCUGCAAAGAUGCAUGGGAAAAAAUCCAUGCAGAAAAGGCAAGAACUGUUAAUAACCACAGUUGAUACGAUAAAACAAGACAUGUUCAACAAGGCAAAAAUGAAAGUGCUUAAAAAGUUCAAUAACUUAAAGCUGUACAUAAAGGAUGCUCUUCAAUCAGGAGUAAAGAGAUCAAUGGAAAUGUCACUGUCAAAAAACAGCAAAAUCAGAAUUAUGGAUGUUUCCAAAGAGGCUGAACAACUGGAGAGCCUGUCAGAGCAACUGUCAGAGUAGGUCAUCAAGCAAUACAAUUCCAAGAAAACGUCUCUGUAACUGUAACCCUUGUUCCCUGAGAAGAGAACGAGACGCUGUGUCGUAUGAAGACACUUUGGGGAACGCCCUCGGUGCGCAAGCGUCUGAAGCACGUGUUUAACUAGUCUAAUCUUGAUUGGUGCUGCGUCAUGACGUAACAUUUGACGUGGCAUGUAACGGGCGUACACGGAAGCUACA